GCUGUACCGGAAACGUCUGGUAAGUGAGGCAUAUUAUUACAUCAGUAUAUUCCUGAAGGGAUUCGUCCACACGCAAGACUCAAAAUGUGCGGAAUAUGGGCUUUGUUUGGCAGCGAUGAGUGUCUGUCAGUUCAGUGCACCAAUGCCAUGAAGAUUUCCCAUAGAGGUCCUGAUGCUUUUCGUUUUGAGAAUGUAAACGGCUACACAAACUGCUGCUUUGGGUUUCAUCGGCUGGCAAUUGUGGACCCACUCUAUGGAAUGCAGCCGCUCCGCAUCAAGAAGUUUCCGUUCUUGUGGCUGUGCUACAAUGGGGAGAUUUACAACCAUCAUACGCUGAAGAAGCAGUUUGAAUUCGACUGCCAGACUAACGUGGAUGGUGAGGUCCUGCUCCACCUCUAUGACAGGUUUGGCAUCCAGAAGAUGGCUUCCCUGCUGGACGGAGUGUUUGCCUUUGUCCUGCUCGACACCGCCAACAGGAAGGUUUACCUGGGGAGAGACACGUAUGGUGUGCGUCCCAUGUUCAAACUUCUGACGGACAACGGGUUUCUGGCAGUCAGCUCCGAGGCCAAAGGCCUGACCCAGAUCACUCACUCCAUGUCCAGUCCUGCUAAGAUCACUCCUUUCCUCCCGGGCCACGUCGAGGAGUUCAACCUGAAGCCUUCUGGGAAGGUGGAGUCCCUUCAGAUGACCCGCUUCCACUGCUGCUCUGAUGAACCCAAACAUGCAAUCUAUGACAGUGUGGAGUGUCUUUCUUCAGGUUUUGACAACGACACUGUGAAGAGCAACAUUCGGACUUUGUUUGAGAAUGCUGUGCGGAAACGCCUAAUGGCUCAUAGGAGAAUUGGAUGUCUUCUGUCCGGUGGCCUAGAUUCCAGCCUGGUUGCAGCAACGCUUGUGAAACUGUCCAAAGAGGAGAAGUUAAAAUACCCCAUCCAGACAUUCGCCAUUGGGGCUGAAGAUAGUCCAGAUAUCCUGGCUGCUCGCAAGGUGGCGGCUCAUAUUGGCAGCGAGCAUCAUGAGGUGAACUUCACUGCAGAGGAGGGCCUUCGAGCUGUGGACGAAGUCAUUCUCCACCUGGAGACCUAUGACAUCACCACCGUACGAGCCUCAGUUGGCAUGUUCCUGGUGUCAAAGUACAUCCGGGAGAAGACAGACAGCGUGGUCAUCUUCUCUGGUGAAGGAUCAGAUGAGCUAACACAAGGAUACAUCUACUUUCAUAAGGCACCCAACCCCAAGGCAGCAGCGGAGGACAGUGUCCGUCUGUUGGAAGAGCUCUACUUGUUUGACGCACUACGGGCUGACCGCACCACUGCUGCACACGGUCUGGAGCUCAGAGUGCCUUUCCUGGACCACAGGUUUACUGCAUACUACCUCUCCCUUCCUGAAGAAAUGAGGACUCCCAAGGAUGGUGUGGAGAAGCACCUUCUAAGGGACUCGUUCAAAGGACUGAACCUGAUUCCAGAGGACAUCCUGUGGAGACGCAAGGAAGCCUUCAGUGAUGGCAUGACAUCCUUGAAGAAGUCUUGGUACACCAGCCUGCAAGACCACCUAGAGUCUGAGGUUAACGACUCCCAGCUUGAGAAGGCACACAAAAUAUUUUCCCACCUCACCCCGAAGACCAAGGAGGCCUACCACUACAGGCAGGUCUUUGAGAAGCACUUCCCGGGUCGUUCCGAUUGGCUGUCCCACUACUGGAUGCCCCGCUGGAUCAAUGCCACUGACCCUUCGGCCAGAACCCUGUCCUUCUACACGUCAGAGAAGGACCAGAAGGACCAGUGACCCAACCGUGCCUCUACUUGAAUGUCAGCUGUCCAUCCUGCCCCUUACAAUCCCCUCUUUCACCGAUGCAAGACUGCCUAGCUGCAGUGUGUUGUAACUCUCAUUAGUUUAGUUUUUAUCAAGAGCAACUCGUUCAUGUAAGGAAUGGGAGACCUGGACAUUGUUGAAGGCCUUCUGACUACAACAGCCUUUUUUGUUCGCUUGCUGCACUCAUCUGAGUCAUGGCGGCUGUUGCUAACCCAUUAAUGCUCUAUUAAACAGAGUGACACACUUGUGCUGUAUGUGUGUGUGUACACUGAUACAGAUUGAAUCAAUGCUUAUAGAAUGGGUUGCACAAGGACACAAAUAGCAACAUACUAGCUACAUUAUUGAAUUGAAUGAUCUGUACAACAUCUAAUCAAUUCAGUUUGAACCAAAUAAAAUAAUCUGUGAUGAGAC
Messenger RNA from Hypomesus transpacificus, 2217 nucleotides. It is a transcript of the gene asns, whose product is annotated as asparagine synthetase. The coding region runs from base 85 to 1779 and encodes 564 amino acids. The transcript is spliced from 12 exons. Gene Ontology annotation, molecular function: asparagine synthase (glutamine-hydrolyzing) activity. Lineage: Eukaryota; Metazoa; Chordata; Actinopteri; Osmeriformes; Osmeridae. The record is from RefSeq and is a predicted model, not a curated record. Gene Ontology annotation, cellular component: cytosol.